GUCAGCACAUUUGUUUAGCAGCAGGAGCGUGAACAACUGAUUCAACAAAUUUAUGUACGCGACUUUGCUUCUGUCGUGUGUCGCCCUUUUCAAUGCUUCCAGGAUUUGGUUGCAGUUUUUUAUUUUCUUGUAUUUGAUCCACUGGGAUUUAGACAGUAAAUCACGUCCUUAGGUCAGGGCUCUUUGUGUGAAAGAUCAGCAAUGAACACAUGAUGGUCCCAUUUCCAAGUCAGUCAGAUGGGCCAUUCUAUAAAAAUAGACUACUAACUAACAGGCUGAUUGAGAAACGGCAGCCAAAUGGAGAAACUAUUGAGCUGUCGGCGGAGGGUCGUCCUGAGCUGGUGGAGGAGAAGGAGCUGCCUGUGGUGGACUGCACCUGCUUCGGCCUGCCCCGGCGGUACAUCAUCGCCAUCCUGUCUGGCCUGGGCUUCUGCAUCUCCUUUGGCAUCAGGUGCAACCUGGGUGUGGCCAUUGUAAGCAUGGUCAAUGAUCAUACUGUCUACAAAGGCAACAAGGAAGUACUUGUGGCUGCACAGUUCACCUGGGAUCCAGAGACAGUGGGGAUGAUUCACGGCUCCUUCUUCUGGGGCUACAUCGUCACACAAAUCCCGGGUGGCUUUAUAUGUCAAAAAUUUGCAGCAAACAGAGUGUUCGGCUUUGCCAUCGUGGCCACAUCCACGCUCAACAUGCUGAUUCCAUCUGCCGCUCGCUGCCAUUACAGCUGCGUCAUACUUGUCAGGAUAUGCCAGGGCCUUGUAGAGGGCGUAUCAUACCCAGCCUGCCAUGGGAUCUGGGCCAAGUGGGCGCCUCCUCUUGAGCGAAGUCGAUUAGCCACAACAGCUUUUUGUGGAUCCUAUGCUGGGGCUGUGGUGGCCAUGCCUUUAGCUGGGAUACUGGUGCAAUACACUGGGUGGCCUUCUGUAUUUUAUGUCUAUGGCAGCUUUGGGAUAUUCUGGUAUUUGUUUUGGAUUCUGGUGUCAUACGAGAGUCCUGCAGCCCAUCCCACCAUCUCACCAGAAGAGAGGAAAUACAUUGAAGAUGCGAUCGGAGAGUCUGCAUCAUUUCUCAAUCCCCUUCAAAAAUUUAAAACCCCGUGGAGACACUUCUUCACCUCCAUGCCAGUCUAUGCCAUUAUUGUGGCCAACUUCUGCAGGAGCUGGACCUUCUACCUGCUGCUCAUCAGCCAGCCAGCCUACUUUGAAGAAGUCUUUGGCUUUGAGAUCAGCAAGGUGGGCAUAGUGUCAGCUUUGCCCCAUCUGGUGAUGACAAUCAUCGUGCCUAUUGGGGGCCAGUUGGCUGACUACCUGAGAACCCACAACCUGAUGUCCACCACCAACGUCAGGAAGCUCAUGAACUGUGGAGGUUUUGGGAUGGAAGCCACCCUCCUGCUGGUGGUGGGCUACUCUCACACAAAGGGUAUUGCCAUCUCCUUCUUGGUCCUGGCGGUGGGAUUCAGUGGAUUUGCUAUCUCAGGGUUUAAUGUCAAUCACUUGGACAUCGCGCCUCGAUAUGCCAGCAUACUGAUGGGCAUUUCAAACGGAGUGGGAACAUUAUCUGGAAUGGUGUGUCCUCUCAUAGUUGGUGCCAUGACCAAACACAAGACGCGUGAGGAGUGGCAGUACGUCUUCCUUAUAGCCUCACUUGUUCAUUAUGGAGGAGUGGUUUUCUAUGGAAUCUUUGCAUCAGGAGAAAAGCAGCCUUGGGCAGACAUAGAGGACACAAGUGAGGAAAAGUGCGGUAUAAUUGAUGAGGAUGAACUGGCCAAUGAAACAGAAGAGAUGUACCGCGGAGGGGGGCAGUACGGAGCCAUAAGCCAAUCAGGGGCUGGUUUCAACGGCGGAGGAGGAGGAGGAGGAGCAGGGGCAGGAUGGGUGACAGACUGGGAUAAGUCUGAGGAGUAUGUGCAGCCGCCCGGAUAUAACUCCUACAUGUACGGGGGAGAAGUGGAGAAGGAGCUCACAUAGAAGACUGAUGUGACACAAGUUUUAAAAAAAUAAUAUUAACAAGAUAAAAAAAAUGAAAGAGGAAGGGUGUUUCUGGAGAACGACUGCAAGAGAGUCACUGAACAGACCUGCUGUGUGCUUCUUAAAAUUUAUAACAGCACAUAUCAAAAGAGUGGAUCCGAUUCAUUCCACUGUAGGUGUGUGUGUGUGUGUGUGUGUGUGUGUGUGCAUGCGCGCGCAAGCAUCUGCAUGCAGAGUGCUAAAUAUACACAAACAGAUUUCAUUUUCAUCAGAACUCAUCUUACAUCCCGAUCCUGAUGCUCAUUGUGAUUGGUCAGGAGUUCUGUAUCCGCAACUAGGAGAUCUUGUGUGUGUAUGUGUGCGUGUGUGUGUGUGUGUGUGUGUGUGUGUGUGUGUGUGUGUGAGAGAGAGAGAGUUGUGUGCUUUUGCCUGUAUAGCAACUUGCUGAAGCCACUGGGAUUGUGUUGUUUUUAAUUUUUUAUGUGUGAGUCAUGCAUUUACUUUUAUUUUGCUGGGAAAGCACCUUCAGAGCCUCAGUUUUAAAAACCUCACACUUCCAAAUCCAAGCUCUCAAAGCUCCCAGAUAAACUAAACAGACGCCACCAGCCACGGCACCACUGAGUUUAACUUUCAAACUUCCUAAUCAAAGUGAAAAGAAAAAAGGUGCUUAGGUGUUGCAAAGUCAUACAUACAUGUGUGUAAAGCUGUCAAACUUCCCUUCACCUGUGUGCUUGACUUCGCCGCCUACAGUGUCUCACUGCAUCUCACAUCCAGCCAGACUUACAGGUCACAGUCGCCAGUAAUCAUCUGAAAAUUCCCACUUUCCAUUCAGUGUGUAUAGUUGUUCCUCAGCUUGGAACAUAGUUGUAACACUCCUAGGCCUCGUAGCGCUUUCUGUUUAUGCCUUUUCUUGUUUCACUGGCGGCUUCUCCCUCCAUCUUUCCUCUCUGUCUUAUUCUUUCUCUCAACAUCAGUCAUGUUUGUGUGGGUAAAUCCAAGCUUUUCAGAUCAACUGUGUGUGUGUGUGUGUGUGUGUGUGUGUGUGUGUGUGUGUGACAGCAAGUGUGCCGUUGUGUUGGGUGCAGGUGCUGAAACGUUGUGCAGUGAGCAUAUUUAAUGGACACAGUGGUGCAGUACUGUGCCAGCCCUCUUAUUUUUCCCUUUUACACACAAACACACACAGGGGGGCUAAUUUCAUGCGAGUGCACAGUGAAUCGUGCACUCGUGGGCGAAAAUUAUUAGAGAAUGUGUGAAGUUCAGCUUCACUUAUAUCCUGUAAGAGUAGAGAACCUCAGCUUCCUGCCUGUCAAGCGCACUGGCAUCUGGGAAAUGGAGUACAGUCACAUACAGGCGAGGUAAUCUGUAGUAGUAUUGGACUUAUGUACACACAGACACACACACAACUCACACAUCUGUUCGUGCUGACAGACAGUACAUCUGCUGAUGGUACUCAGUGGGUCACGUUUGCGAGAUAAAACUGCAGUGCUGGAAUGUUUAAAAAGCACGUGUUUGAUUCACUUGGGGGUUUAGUUUUUAAAUGUGUUGCUAUGUCGAAUAAUUGCAAGAAAAAAGUGCAAAAGGUCAAUUGCCAUUUUUUGAGAGAAAAGUCUUAAAGACGUGAAUGAUGAUAACUGUGAACAAGUUCAUUUUGUGUGUGUUGUAUCAGUGUAUCUUUGAUCUGCUUUCUUCUUCUUUGUCUCAGUUUAUGGCUGCUCCAAUGUUUUCCUUCCCAUCCUCGAUGAAAUGUGUGGUUGUCUGGUGGGAAUUGGUGUAAAAAAAAAAUUGAAAAAGACGAGAAAAGAUCCGUAUUUAAAAAUGCAAAUAUAUGGAAAAUAUUUUAUGUAUAAAAGUGUACAUGUGAGAUAACCUUGUGUAUAAUAAAAUUCAAGCAAUUUAAGAUGAUGUCACUAUUUCAGCGCAAUUGUGUCAUCAGGAUUUUAUCACCUACAGCAUGAUGACGCAUUAAAAUGGUGUUGGUUU
Molecule: messenger RNA, 3944 nt
Organism: Oreochromis niloticus (Nile tilapia)
Lineage: Eukaryota; Metazoa; Chordata; Actinopteri; Cichliformes; Cichlidae
Gene: slc17a7a
Product: solute carrier family 17 member 7a
Exons: 13
Coding region: 210-1964 (584 amino acids)
Biological process (GO): transmembrane transport; neurotransmitter loading into synaptic vesicle; synaptic transmission, glutamatergic
Cellular component (GO): synaptic vesicle membrane; excitatory synapse
Molecular function (GO): L-glutamate transmembrane transporter activity; neurotransmitter transmembrane transporter activity
Source: RefSeq, a predicted model, not a curated record